AUGGCACUCUCGACACAUUUCAGACUCAACACCGGCACUCAAAUCCCUGCCGUGGGCCUCGGUACUUGGAAAUCUGAGCCAGGUCAGGUACGCCAAGCCGUUUCGUUUGCUCUCCAGAACGGAUAUAGUCACAUCGACGCAGCAUUGAUAUAUGGAAAUGAGCAUGAAGUUGGCCAGGGUAUCAAAGAUAGUAAUGUCCCUCGCGAGAAGCUUUUUAUCACCAGCAAAUUGUGGAACACCCACCAGGCCAACGUUAAAGAAGGUCUUCAAAAAACACUUGACGCUUUGGGCGUGGAUUACCUCGAUCUCUAUCUCAUCCACUGGCCUGUCCGACUUGUUCCUAAUGAGACCAGCGCGCUUCUGCCAGUCAAUCCCGAUGGCACACGAUCCGUCGAUCGAUCUUGGGACCAGAGUGAAACUUGGCGCCAAAUGGAGGAGAUUUACAAGGCAGGGAAGGUGAGAGCAAUUGGUUUGGCUAACUGGUCAAUUCCUUAUCUAGAGGAGCUGAAAAGGAAGUGGACCGUGGUCCCUGCUGUCAAUCAGGUCGAGUCACACCCUUUUCUUCCUCAGCACGCAUUGAAGGACUGGUGCGACAGGCACGGGAUUCUCCUCGAGGCGUAUUCACCACUUGGUUCCGAAGGCGCUCCCCUGAUGUCUGACCCUAUAAUUCAGGAAAUAGCUAAGAAGAAUGAUGUUUCACCAGCCACGGUACUCAUUAGCUACCAUGUCACUAGGGGCGUUGUUGUACUUCCCAAGUCUAUUAAAGGCAGUCGGAUUGUGAGCAACAUUAAAAUUACAUCUCUCUCUUGCGAGGACAUGGAUAGGCUGAAUGGCCUGGCUGCACAAGGAAACGCUAGACGUGUCAAUACGCCUCUAUUUGGGUGGGAUCUCGGUUUCGAUGACUGGUACAUCCAGUAA
Molecule: messenger RNA, 918 nt
Organism: Penicillium macrosclerotiorum
Lineage: Eukaryota; Fungi; Ascomycota; Eurotiomycetes; Eurotiales; Aspergillaceae
Product: putative glycerol dehydrogenase (GCY1)
Exons: 7
Coding region: 1-918 (305 amino acids)
Cellular component (GO): cytosol
Molecular function (GO): aldose reductase (NADPH) activity
Source: RefSeq, a predicted model, not a curated record